CACUGCAAUCUUCUACCGUAUGCACUCACACACUCGCAUGAUUCGCGUAAAGUCGCAUAAACGUCAAAAUAUCAAAAUAAAGCGAAGCUUUCCUGCAAAUUUUGGGGAACCCAGAAACUUUUAUAUUAUUUCGUUUGUGAUAGCAGUGAAGUGAACUAUCCGGCGCCGAUAAGCGUGCAAUCGAUUCGACUCCCGUUGCGGAAUUGUAAACCCGUAAACAACAAGCGGAAACAACCAUGGAUCAGAUGCAGCUUAGUCCGGGGUUUUCGAUCCCGAGUAUCGGCACCCCGCUACAUCAACCGGAAGAGGAUCAACAGAUUUUGCCACAUGCCUAUCAACAGCAGCAGCAAUCCAUGCCCCACAUGACUCCGAUGGGAGGCCUCAGCGCUUACGGAUUACCCUCCGGAAUGAACACACCCGGCAAAAGUAUGCACACGUAUGCGCCCAGUUUCGCGGCCCCACAGAGCAUGAUCCAACCACAGACACCGCAAAGCCUCAUGUCCCCGAUGGUGCCGAUGACGGAGAGCAAGGCUUCAGCCACCCCCGUACACAACAGCGGAAGCAGCGUGCGGGAUCCGGACAACAUCGGAAGCGUGAACAUCCACCAGACGAUGGGUCCUGCCACGCCAAUGACUCCGAUGACCCCGAGCGAACCGGCCAUCCUGCCCCAGUUGCAGAAUAUUGUGUCCACGGUGAACCUCAGCUGUAGGCUGGAUCUGAAGAAAAUCGCUCUGCACGCGCGUAAUGCCGAGUACAAUCCGAAACGUUUCGCCGCCGUUAUCAUGCGAAUCCGAGAACCACGAACCACGGCGUUGAUUUUCUCCAGCGGGAAGAUGGUGUGCACCGGGGCGAAGAGCGAGGAGGAUUCCCGACUGGCGGCCCGAAAGUACGCGCGAAUCAUCCAGAAACUUGGAUUUACGGCAAAAUUCCUCGACUUCAAAGUACAAAACAUGGUCGGCAGUUGCGACGUGCGGUUUCCGAUUCGGUUGGAAGGUUUGGUGCUAACCCACGGUAAGUUCAGCUCCUACGAGCCAGAGUUGUUCCCCGGAUUGAUCUACCGUAUGGUGAAGCCGAGAAUCGUGCUGCUGAUAUUCGUGUCCGGAAAGGUGGUACUGACAGGGGCCAAGGUGCGGCAGGAGAUCUACGAUGCGUUCGAUAACAUUUAUCCCAUUUUGAAGAGUUUCAAAAAGCAGUAACCCUGGGGAAGAUUCAUUCCUUUUAUUAUAUGUUAAGUACUAUGCCCUUGAUUUUCCUGAGUUACUUGCAUUUCUUCAUUGCGUUCUGAAAGUGAUUUAUUGAGAUAAUGUAAGGCAAAUAAUUGCUGAUUCGCCGCGAAGGACAAUUUUGUUUGAAUAAAUAAUUUCUUUAAUGAGGUUCAA
This is a messenger RNA of Aedes aegypti (yellow fever mosquito), 1379 nucleotides long. It is a transcript of the gene Tbp, whose product is annotated as TATA-box-binding protein. The record is from RefSeq and is a predicted model, not a curated record. The transcript has 4 exons. Gene Ontology annotation, molecular function: RNA polymerase II general transcription initiation factor activity; DNA binding. Bases 237 to 1196 code for a protein of 319 amino acids. Gene Ontology annotation, biological process: DNA-templated transcription initiation. Lineage: Eukaryota; Metazoa; Arthropoda; Insecta; Diptera; Culicidae.